AUGUUCCCGUGCACCCUCCGCUCUCUCCUCGCCUUCGACCCCGCCGAGGCCAUGCUUGCCGCUGCCCUCUGUGAAGCCACGCUCGCCACCGCCCUACCCUUUUCUUCGGCGUCAUCACGCUCUCCUCCGUUUCCACCUCGCUUGUUGCCGGCAUGGGAUGAGUGUGGUGGGUUGUGUGUCCCAUCCCUCGCCAGCGAGAUUUUUUGCGCUGAGAAGCGCUUUUUUUUCGUUGUUGGCGGCGGUGGUGAGGACAGCAAGUUCACAGAAGUGGAUUUGGUGGGUGAAAAAUUUGCUACGGUAGAGGUAGAGGUGGAGGUGGGUCACAAAGGACGGCGGAGACGGUGGAGGAGGUUCGGAGAGAAAAGAAAAAGAGAAGGCAUAGCCUCGGCGGGGUCGAUAGCGAGGAGUGCAAGAGGUGAGCGGGCGCAUGGGGCGGAGGCGAGAAGGUGCGUCCCAAUGGACGGUGGCGAGCAUAGCCUUGAUGGUGUCGGAGGCGAGGAGAGUGGGUGGUGCGCGGACGAGGGCGCAGCCGGCAAAGCUAGUAGUACCCACAAAAAAAAUCCUAUUCCCCUCUUGCUGUUUCUCUCUCUCUCUCUCUCUCUCUCUCUCUCUCUACAAACUAUUCUUCAACAAAAAUUGCCUAACAAAUCCCCCAAAAAAACCCCUCUCUACGAUGAGCGCCCCUUCGAACUCUUCUUCUUCUUCUCCGUCGCCGUCGCCGCCGCCGCCGGAGACGGCUGGGCCAGCCUCCACAAGCUCUCCGUCUGUUGCCCCGGCCUCCUCCGCGCCGGCGUCCUCCUCGAGCACUCCGACUUCGGCCUCGAGCGCGAGAUCGGCCCCGACCGCAACCUCCUCCUCCCACCCCAUAUCCCUAACCCUAACCCUAAUCCCCCCACCUCCACCGAUUCGGCAGCCCCACCUCCCAACUCGGUCGGCUGGUCCCUCUUCGACGACCUCUACCUUGACACAGUCUACGACCGAUCCGAGUCCAAGGACCCCUCCUUUACCCCUCCCGCCGCCGCCGCCGCCGCCGCCGCCGCAGCAGCACCCCGCCGCGGGGAUUUCUGCAGGAAGCGCAAGCCCCAGCACCGGGCCGGCCCCGUCGAGGCGCAUUUGGCUUCGGGCUCCUGGACCCUCAGCCGCGAGCAGGGGAACAAGCUCCUCGCGAGCCGCUUCCGCGGCGAUUCCUUGUACAUUUGCAAUUGGCCCGGUUGUAUCCACGCCGAGGAGAAGCGCAAGUACAUGCUUUUCCGGGGGGUCUUCAAGAACUUCAAGCGGUCUAGGGUUUGGCGCACGAUCAGCGACUCGAACAGGGGCAAGAUCGGCCUGGAUUGCGCGUUCUGCGAUUGCAAGGAUACUUGGGAUCUGCACUCCGCAUUCUGCUUGCGGAGCUUCUUCGGGUUCCACGACGACGGCGAGCCCGUCGUGAGGGCUUUUGUCUGCGAGAACGGGCACGUUUCGGGCGCCUGGACGGAGAGGCCGAUGUAUACGUAAAAUCUCAUCUCUAUCUAUCUAUGCCUCCCUCGGUUAUGCCUUUGCUUUUGGGAAUAAUUGCUAGUUGACUGCUACAUUCUCUCUACUAGGAUGAUGAUAAAAAUUGGUCAUAUUAAUGUUUGUUGUUGUGAACUUUGAUGAAUAGUUGUUUACAAGUCAUUUAUCUAUGUAAUGUUUUUAUGGAUAAUUAAUGGAGAAUUUCUUGUCUCCAGUUUGAGUAGCGCACGCGAAUGAGAUUCGCGUUUGAAUUGUAGUUGUCGAAUUAUGUUUUGCAAGAAUGGGCAUGUUUUGGUGCAGGGGCGGAGAGGCCGAUGCAUAUGUAAAAAACCUUCCUUUUCUCUCAAUAUGGUCUUGUUUUGUCGGAAUUAUA
Messenger RNA from Ananas comosus (pineapple), 1864 nucleotides. RefSeq lists its product as uncharacterized. The transcript has 2 exons. The record is from RefSeq and is a predicted model, not a curated record. NCBI's taxonomy places the organism in Eukaryota, Viridiplantae, Streptophyta, Magnoliopsida, Poales, Bromeliaceae. Bases 1 to 1494 code for a protein of 497 amino acids.